CGAGACUGCAAAGUGUAUACACAGUUGCUUUUAAGAUAUCCCGCUUUUAUAUUUGUCCUCCGCUUGUUAUUCCUUUGCAAUUACCCCGUUGCUGUACUUUCCUCCUUUUUAGUAACUCAUUGUACACAUAAGUGCGGAUCUCACACCAAAGGUCCGGCUCCGAUUUUCCGGUGCGUCCCAACGGGGGGUGGGGGGGUGUGUAGUCGGGGACGUUGACUAAGACUAAUACUGUACGUGAUAUAAUUUGGUAGGGUACAGGCAUAUAUGUAAUCGCGAGCCGAGGGUGGAGCGAAAAUUUCGGCUCAGCUCUGUAAAUCGAUAUGAAGUAUGUGUACGUAUCAAUGUUUGUGCGUGAUCGCAGUGAAAGGUUGACGAGAUUGUAAGAUAACGCCGCUCGAGUGGUAAAUUUUAAUUAACAAGAGGACAAAUAGCUGCGGUUCGUGAAAGAAGGAUUAAGAAGAUCGAAAGCGGUAAUGGAAGAGCUGGAGAGCUCGAAAGCAGCCCGAGAGCUUCGACCGUACAGCCGAUAAGAGGUAUACCAAAUCAAGAAGGUGCUCGCCGCAGCCAUGAUGGACCUAGAGCCAAGGAGGCCGGAGAUCCUGGCUGUCAUGUUGGCCGUGGGCGCUACCACCGGCGCCGUCAUGGCGGUGAUCGUCUACGCCCUCUGCGCGCGGCGACGCAACGUCUCGCUCAACUGGUUCGAGAAAGAUCUGCUGGAGAGAGCAGAGAGCGCAGAGCGAGCGCAAGAGGCGGCGCUGGUGAAUCUCCAUCCAACGGGGCUGCUGUUGAGCGCCAAGCAGCAACUGUCGCCGCUGGGUAGUGCCAUCGUGGGUGGAAGGACGAUCGAGGAGCCAGGGUUCCAGCCGCGCGAAGGAAUCUUCAAUAACCGCGUGCGAGAGGCCCGAGAAGUGGGCCGUCACCUGUCGGAAUGCAGCUGCGACGAGGCGACUCAGAACAGUCCACUGGCACCACCACUCCCUGGAGGCGCUCUAGUGGCAAGUGACGAGCGAAUGGUAAUUUUGCGUCGUCUACCCCUGGGCAGCAGCAGUAACGGCUCGGACGCAGGCUCGUCGAGCCACACGCGGCUUAGCAGUACCGACAGCGACGACAUAUCAUGCCCUCGCUCGGCCAACGAGACCCGGGGUGAGCUAAAGCUCGGAUUGACCUACGACGCACCCAACGGGCUGCUCAAUGUCAAACUUAUUGAGGCACGCGACCUUCGGGCACGCGACCUCAGCGAGACGGCCGAUCCUUACGCCAAGAUACGCCUGUUGCCCGACCGGGCCACGGUCAAGCAAACCGCCAUACACAAGCAGACACUACAUCCUGAAUUCGACGAGGACUUUAUCUUCGAAGUACCGCCAAACUGUCAACUGUCCGAGCGUACCCUUGAGGUACACCUCUACGAUUCCGACUCCUCAAUCAAGCACCGAGGGAUGGGUUACGUGCAAAUGUCCCUGUCCUCGAUACCAGACCUCUGCUCUGAUCAACAGAAAAUCAUUACCACAUCCAUAUAUCGCUACGGCGGCGAGGGAAGAUUCAAAGCACCUCCACUUGGCGAGCUGAUGGUCUCGCUGUCUUACCAAUCCUCAGCCGGGAGGCUAGCUAUCAUUGUCAUCCGAGCAAGAAACUUACCGACCAACGACGAGAUCAACACGACUUUCGAGCCCUACGUUCAGGUGAAUAUCAUGAGAGACGGUAAGAGCUUGAAGCGCAAGAAGACCGGCAUUCGUCGUGAAGGCACGAGUCCUGUCUGGAACGAUACCCUGAAUUUCGACCUGACAGCCGAUGUGCUGGCACUUUGUAGCCUCGACUUUUCAGUUUACCGAGGAAACGGUCAGCUACUCGCUCGAGCCGAGGUCUCGGAGGUGCGCCAGUGCGAGCUUUUCCAUCGUUUGUUGACUGGUGCUGGGGCUUCGGCUCAGUGGCUGCCACUGUCUGAGCCCGAUGUCAAGGGAUACGACGAACCACCGAAAUCUGCUUGAGGGAGAGUAACUGGGUUUUUUUUUUUUUCUUUCCAUCAAUAGGUCCAACUUGCUUCCAUUGUAAUAAAAAAUGAAUUUCAAAGACCAAGGAAGAUGUGGUUUUAAUAAUCCAAGCUUCCUUGUUUUUGUAACUGCAGACUUAAUCACUCUUGGUACAAAAGAAUCAUUUAUACACUAAAGAUGAAAAUAAAGAGGCUGAUGUAACUUAACAUAAGAAACGUGUGUCGAUUUUGAAGAAAACGAAGUAAAUAACAAAUGAAUCUUACCAAAAAAAGCUUAUGUGUAUUCAUGUGAAUUGUUAGUUGUUAUAGAAAUGUAGAAUUCAUCAUUUUCAAUAUCAAUACCUUAUUUUCCAAUUUAGAUGGAUACAAAAAUUGUCUUAGACAUUUAGCCGAGGAGAUAGGAAUAAAAUAGUGUUUUAUGUAUUAGUAUCUGGGAUUGAAUAUUAGAGUGCACAGAUGUAAAUUUUUCAGUUUUUUUUUAUUUUAUUUUUUUUUUAAAGUACAAUAAAACUGUACAAAAAAAAUGGACCCACCAGAGUUUGUCUAGUCAAAUAGACCUAUAACAGAAAGAAACAAAUAAUUGAAAUUAGUAUAUUAGAUAUAGUCUACAAAUCAAUAGUAAAUCUAUUUUCUACAAUUUUCUCAUCUAUAAUUUAUCCACAUACUGUUUCAGUAGCUAAUACAUGUUUAAUAAUCAUUGAAUUUUAGACCACAAUUGUAAAGAUUGAAAUAAAUUGAGUUUUAUCUUACCAAA
Molecule: messenger RNA, 2741 nt
Organism: Copidosoma floridanum
Lineage: Eukaryota; Metazoa; Arthropoda; Insecta; Hymenoptera; Encyrtidae
Product: synaptotagmin-5-like
Biological process (GO): synaptic vesicle endocytosis; calcium ion-regulated exocytosis of neurotransmitter
Cellular component (GO): synaptic vesicle membrane; dense core granule; exocytic vesicle
Molecular function (GO): phosphatidylserine binding; clathrin binding; calcium-dependent phospholipid binding
Source: RefSeq, a predicted model, not a curated record